AUGUCCCUCCUUCCCGUACUGUGUCGUACUGUGCUGGUCGUAAUGCAUGCGCUGCAGUUGACCCGGUACUACAACUAUCCGUACACAUCGACCAGCUCCGCUGAGAUGGCCCUCAUGGUGACAGACUUGUCUACGUUGGGGCUUGCCACGGAAGGCCUCGAGGUCUGCUACGAAACGCGAGGUUGCAACGAUUGGGCGGAGCUCUGUCGAUCUGGUGUGCCGGGCUCCCCCGAAGGCUGCCGUUUUUCGCUCAGCACGCCAUUUAGCCCACCGCCUUAUCCGCCACCCAGCCCCCCGCCAACAAAUACUUCCCAGCCGACACCCCAAGCCGCCCCGUAG
Messenger RNA from Volvox carteri f. nagariensis, 339 nucleotides. RefSeq lists its product as uncharacterized. Bases 1 to 339 code for a protein of 112 amino acids. The record is from RefSeq and is a predicted model, not a curated record. The transcript has 3 exons. Lineage: Eukaryota; Viridiplantae; Chlorophyta; Chlorophyceae; Chlamydomonadales; Volvocaceae.